Microplitis mediator is the source of this 1841-nucleotide messenger RNA. RefSeq names its product xylulose kinase. Gene Ontology annotation, cellular component: cytosol. Lineage: Eukaryota; Metazoa; Arthropoda; Insecta; Hymenoptera; Braconidae. Gene Ontology annotation, biological process: D-xylose metabolic process; xylulose metabolic process. The transcript is spliced from 12 exons. The record is from RefSeq and is a predicted model, not a curated record. Bases 169 to 1770 code for a protein of 533 amino acids. Gene Ontology annotation, molecular function: D-xylulokinase activity.
UAUAUAUAUUGUAGUAGUAGUAGUAUAAUAUAUCAUUGAAUUGGGUACAUAACGGAACACAAGUAAAGUUUCGUACGAGCCGCGGCGUGCUCUGCUGCCGCUAUUUCUUUAGUUCGUCUGUCACGACGAGGUUCAGCCCGGUUCCAGACGUUCCAGUCAGCCAGAGCAAUGGGUGAUUCGGGCCCGACAUACCUGGGCUUAGACCUCAGCACUCAGCAGCUGAAGGCUGUCGUGGUUGAUGAUCAGCUGCAGGUACUUGAUGAGGCCUAUGUCCAGUUUGACAACGACCUGCCGGAGUUUAGGACAUACGGCGGGGUAAUAAAUAAAAAAGAAUCACCAAGUAUAGCCGUAGCGCCAUGUCUCAUGUGGGUAAAAGCAUUAGAUAUGCUCCUGGACAAGCUCCGUGUUUGCGGUGUCGAUUUCGCCAGGGUCCAAGGCAUUUCCGGUUGUGCCCAGCAACACGGGACGGUAUACUGGAGCAAAGGGAGCCGCGAGUUGCUGAGGAAUUUGAGCCCGGAUAAAUUUUUACAUCAACAACUUUGUAAUGCCUUUGCUACCAACUAUUCUCCAAUUUGGAUGGACUCGAGUACCUCUGCCGAGUGUGAAAUCCUUGAGCAAACUGUCGGUGGUCCGCAAAAUUUAGCACAAAUAACAGGAUCCAAAGCUUACGAGAGAUUCUCAGGCCCCCAAAUAGCAAAAAUUUGGCGAACUCGUCCAGAUGUUUAUGCUAAUACGGAGAGAAUAUCAUUAGUAAGUAGUUUUGUGGCGAGUCUACUCGUCGGCGACUACGCACCAAUUGAUUAUUCCGAUGGCUCCGGCAUGAAUCUUCUUGACAUACGCACAAAAGAUUGGAAUGAUCAGCUCUUAGAGGCCAGUGGACCAGAUUUACGAGUUAAACUUGGCGAGACUGUACCAUCGCACACAAAUCUUGCUCCGAUCUCAAAUUACUACGUCGAGAGAUUUGGUUUUACUGAUCAGUGCCGAGUAAUUGCUUUCACUGGAGACAAUCCCGCCUCGUUGAUUGGCAUGAGACUGAGCAAAGAUGAUCUAGCUUGCAGUCUAGGCACAAGUGAUACCUUAUUUUUGUGGCUUGAUGAUCCUAAGACACUUCCUGAAGGACAUGUUCUGUGUAAUCCUAUUGAUAAGGAUGCGUACAUGACCAUGCUGUGCUUUAAAAAUGGAUCCUUUACUCGCGAAAGAAUCCGAGACAGUGCAGCGGGUGGUUCGUGGCAAAUAUUUAACGAGUUACUCGACAGCACACCGCGAGGUAAUUUUGGAAACAUCGCUCUGUAUUACGACGUUCCGGAAAUAAUUCCAGCGCUCGUUGGUGAUCACAGAUUCAACAAAGCCGAUGACAAGAUCUCGAGAUACAGCUCCAAAGAAGUGGAAGUCCGGGCUCUUGUUGAAGGUCAAUUUAUUGCUAAGAGAGCGUACGCGGAAAAUUUUGGAUUCGCCGUUGCUUCCAACAGUCGUAUUAUUGCUACGGGUGGUGCGUCAGCAAACAAAGCGAUGCUACAAGUUCUUUCUGAUGUUUUCAACGCUCCCGUUUACACAGCCGAAAUUGCUAAUUCUGCUGUACUGGGGGCUGCUUAUCUAGCAAAAUAUGCUCUGCACAGAGAUAAAAAUAAUUUUAAAGAAAUUACCAAGUACAUUCCUGAGCCAAAACUUGUAUGCUCGCCUUACAGUGAUGCCGAAAGUAUAUAUAAGCCAAUGGUGGCGCGUUAUCGGAGAAUUGUUGCACAACUAUUGGAGCAAAAUGACAGUAGCUGAAUUUUUUUCAAUACUAGAUAGAGAUAAUUUUUUUUUUUUAUUAACGUGUUUUUAAGCACGUGGUGAUAAAA